UUAGCAAAUACGAAUAUAGUUAAAUUAUUAUUGUUAUACUUUGGAAACUAUGCAUUUUUUCCACACAAUUUACUUUUUACAAAACGAGGAGUGAGGAUGAAAGAUAGCGAAAUCGCGUGUGAAUUCUGAUUGGCUGUUGAACACUUCCGUCUGUUAGUUUGAAAAGUGUUUGGGGAGUCGGUGGCUAGACCGUUACAGUUAAAAGGAGGCCUCAACAAUGUUGCUGAAGUUGGAGUUUAGUCGAUAACAAAUCAUUUAUCUAAAGAAGUUCUGCGCUAAUAUCGGCCUUUGUUUUGGGGAAAUUUCAAAGAUGGCGCAGCGUCUGACUGUAUCAGAUGGGGUAAGCAAGAGAACCUCCAGGGUCCGUGUAGCAGUCCGUCUGCGGCCUUACAUGAGCAGACAAGAUGAAAAAGACGAAGGGCCUUGUGUUAGAGGCCUGGACUCCCAGAACCUGGAGAUAAUUAAUUGGAGGAAUGCAACGGAGACCGUGAAAUACCAUUUUGAUGUUUUCCACGGAGAGCAGACUACGCAGCAAGAGGUUUUCCUUUCCUCAGUGAAACCCAUUUUGCCACACAUUUUAAACGGACAAAAUGCAAGUGUGUUUGCUUAUGGACCGACAGGAGCUGGCAAGACCCACACCAUGCUGGGAACUGCGGAGCAGCCAGGUGUGAUUCCCCGAGCGGUGCGUGAGGUUUUUAAUCUGGUUAGCGCCAAAGAUGAGGAUGAAGGAUGGGACUACAGCAUCGGCAUGUCGUAUCUGGAAAUUUAUAAUGAAAAAGUUCUCGACCUUCUAUCACCAAACGCCCAGGACUUGCCGAUUAGAGAGAAUAAGGACAAGAACAUUCUCAUUCCUGGCCUCACCCACACGGUUGUCUCCUCCUUCUCUGAUUUCGACAAACAUUUUAUCCCUGCAACCCUGAACCGGACCACAGCUUCUACCAAGUUAAACCAGCGGUCCAGUCGAAGUCACGCUAUUCUGCUCAUCAAGGUGGUCCGGACUCAGCGGGCCUUGCCUCACCGACAGCAGACGGGGAAGCUGUACUUGGUGGACCUGGCCGGCUCCGAGGACAACCGUCGCACCGGCAACCAGGGCAUCCGCCUGAAGGAAAGCGGCGCCAUCAACCUGUCUCUCUUCACGCUCAGCAAAGUGGUGGACGCGCUCAACUCCGGCACGGCCGCCCGCAUCCCGUACAGAGACAGCAAGCUGACCCGGCUGCUGCAGGACUCUCUGGGCGGCUCUGCUCACUCCGUCAUGAUCACAAACAUCGCUCCAGAGUACCGAUACUACUUUGACACCUUCAGCGCACUGAACUUCGCAGCCAAAUCGAAGCUCAUAGUGAACAAGCCGUUCACCAGAGAAACCGUGGCUGUGCCUGUGCUGCCAGUGAAGCGGUCCAGAGAGGAGCACGAAGUGGGGGGUUCUGGCGCCGAGCCACACAAGAAGAAGCAGAAAGACGAGAAGAAAUCUGAGCAGGAUGGCUCCUCCCCCUCAGCGCAUUACCACAGUUUGUCAGAACCGUCGGUGAUGGAGCGGUUGAUAGCGCUGGAGAAGCUGAUGAUGAGCUGCCAGGACAAAGACCGGCAGAGCGUCCUGAAGGACGUGGCCCAGUCACGCAAAGAGAUCCAGGAGCUGAAAGAGAAGCAGAGGGAGUUCGAAAGAAAGGCGACGUUGCUCAGCCAGCUGGCGAAGGAAAAGUCGAGUUCGAAAGACGAAGCUGCGUUCAAGAACACUCUGGCUCCCCUGCAGAGGAAACAGCCAAACGUUACAAAACCCAACAAGCAGCAGGCUGUGGUCCAACCGCUGCAAGUGUCUCAGCUCCAGCCUCUUCAGCAGCUCGCCGUCGUCGGGAAACAGUCGGUCUGCGUCACCAAGAAGGAGAAGAAGCUUUCAGACAUGGUCGAGCCUCCAGAUGGUAAAGAAAACAUGAAGGAGAGCUCCUGGGAGUCCCAGCUGGACACGUCGGUUCUGGAUGAGUCCAGGCAGAAAAUCCUGCACAUCCUGAAUACGGGCUGCCUCAAAGAGCUGAAAGGCCUGCAGCAGAUCGGCGACAAAAAGGCCAAACUCAUCCUGGGCUGGAGGGAAAUCCACGGCCACUUCACAAAGUUGGAAGAUUUGAUAAACGUAGAGGGCAUGAGUCAGAAGAGAUUUUCUUCCUUCAUGAAGGCAAACAUCCUGAGUGCCAUGGGAAAAUGAACUUUUAUGAACUCACCUCUUAAAUAUAUAUAAGUCCUGUGACAAAGACAUUAUUUUUCUUUUUCUUUUUUGUUGCCUUUUGUAAUAUUUUUGUAGUAACAUCCUUUUGCCUGGUGGUGGCACUCGCGUGCAUUUUUAAUAAACCUCACCUGAACGCA
Messenger RNA from Gambusia affinis (western mosquitofish), 2352 nucleotides. RefSeq names its product kinesin family member 22 (gene kif22). Gene Ontology annotation, biological process: mitotic spindle organization; microtubule-based movement. NCBI's taxonomy places the organism in Eukaryota, Metazoa, Chordata, Actinopteri, Cyprinodontiformes, Poeciliidae. The transcript has 13 exons. Bases 311 to 2194 code for a protein of 627 amino acids. The record is from RefSeq and is a predicted model, not a curated record. Gene Ontology annotation, molecular function: ATP binding; microtubule binding; microtubule motor activity.